This is a messenger RNA of Sebastes umbrosus (honeycomb rockfish), 2044 nucleotides long. It is a transcript of the gene nr2e3, whose product is annotated as nuclear receptor subfamily 2, group E, member 3. NCBI's taxonomy places the organism in Eukaryota, Metazoa, Chordata, Actinopteri, Perciformes, Sebastidae. The record is from RefSeq and is a predicted model, not a curated record. Gene Ontology annotation, molecular function: RNA polymerase II cis-regulatory region sequence-specific DNA binding; zinc ion binding; nuclear receptor activity. The coding region runs from base 359 to 1621 and encodes 420 amino acids. The transcript has 8 exons. Gene Ontology annotation, biological process: positive regulation of transcription by RNA polymerase II; cell differentiation; negative regulation of transcription by RNA polymerase II.
GAGGGAAAGGAAGAAGACAAACAGUGACUCUAUUGACCCUGCGUUACAUCAGAAACAACCAGAGAAGGGACAACAGCACUGAAUCAAUAUCAUCGAGCAUUCCUGGAGUAACUCUCUGAUGACCUCUGAAGAAAUUAGGCGUUAACUACAAGCUUUAGAGGAAAGAACUACAAAUUUUAAGUCUUUUUUGUUUUAGGGGCACUGCCAUGUGUCAUCACUUCACAUGAUAAAAUGCUUUGAUCCAGCCAGGCAACUGCAAAAAAAAUACUUUAUACAGAAGAGGAAAUACUUCUGGGAGUAAUCUUCUAUUUGUCUAAAAACUGUUUAUUAAGCGAAGUUCAAGUUAGAUUAUCUCAGAAUGGAGGACCACAUGACCAAAAUGAACAUGUUUUCUUCGGACACGUCUAAUGACUUCACAGAUGGAUCUCAAGCAGAAAUAAGUUCAGUUCCAGGUAAAGCACUUGGCCAAGGUCUGCUAUGUAGAGUGUGUUCUGAUUCAAGCAGUGGUAAACACUAUGGCAUCUACGCCUGCAACGGCUGCAGUGGCUUCUUCAAGCGCAGUGUGAGACGAAGACUCAUCUACAGGUGUCAGGCUGGAAAUGGCAGGUGCCCUGUUGACAAGGCUCAUCGUAACCAAUGUCAAGCUUGUCGAUUAAAGAAGUGUCUCCAAGCUGGCAUGAACAAAGAUGCUGUGCAGAAUGAGCGACAGCCUCGAAGCACAGCACACGUCAGUCUAGACUCCAUAAAUGUGGACACUAAAAAGGAGCACCUGGCCACCACGCGGGAGCUCACUUCCUCUGCCCCCUACUCGUCAGUCAUCUGCAGACCUCUGGUCACUUCCUCCGUCACCACCUCUGCCGCCGUACAGCCUUGCAUCAACCCCAAUAACUACCACCGCUUUAUGGUCAGCCUGCUGACUGCAGAGACUUGUGCAAAACUGGAGCCAGAGGAUGUGGAGGAGAAUAUUGAUGUGACAACCAAUGAUUCAGAGAGAGAUCGGAGUCCCUCUGACUGUCGUACGUCCCCAUACACCUCCAGCUGUUCAGAGAGUAUAUACGAGACAUCGGCAAGACUCCUCUUCAUGUCUGUCAAGUGGGCAAAAAAUUUGCCUGUUUUUGCUCACUUGCCAUUUCGAGACCAGGUGAUUCUCCUCGAGGAAGCUUGGAGUGAGAUGUUCCUCUUGUGUGCCAUCCAGUGGUCCCUGCCCAUGGACAGCUGUCCUCUUCUGUCUCUGCCAGAUCUGUCUCCCACACAGCAGGCAAAGAUCAGUCUCCCCACAGCUGACCUGCGCAUCCUAGAAGAGGUCUUUAAUCGCUUUAAGGCCCUGGCCGUUGACCCUACUGAGUUUGCCUGCCUGAAAGCCAUUGUACUUUUCAAGCCAGAGACACGCAGCCUCAAAGACCCGGAGCAGGUGGAGAAUCUGCAGGACCAGUCACAGGUGUUGCUAGGUCAGCACAUCCAUUCACUAUACCCCGGCCAAAGUGCCAGGUUUGGGAGACUGUUACUUCUGCUUCCAUCCCUCCACUUUGUGAGCUCUGAGAAACUGGAGCAGCUGUUCUUUCACAGGACCAUUGGCAGCACACCCAUGGAGAAGCUGCUGUGUGACAUGUUCAAAAACUAAGACACUAACUAAAACAAGCACACAGGAAUGAUACCUGCUAGGAAAACACCAUAAAACAACCCUCAAGCAACAUGUUUUCUGCUUGUUUGUUUCACAUAUUCUGGUUAUGACUUUGUUCAAAUUCAACAUAAUAGCAUAGACAUUUUGGAAUCGCACAGAUAGAAAUAUUUUCCCACUAAAACUCUGUUGAAAAAAGACUCAUUAAAGUUCAUGGCAUACUAAUUAAAUAAGCAUACAGGUUUAGUUCAGUGAUUAUUACAUUAUUUUCUUUGUAAAUAUUACAAUUUUGUCAUAAAGAACCAAAGACAUAUUAAAUUAUUUUGUGUAGAUAGGCUACUGAGUUGGAAGGAAAAGCAUUUUUAUUAUAGUAUAAGAAAAUGAAGAAGUAUUUGUCCUGAAUAAAUAUGGAAAUUUUGUAUUUGA